AUGUGGUUCGGCCGACGCCGCAAGACUUCACACGCUCUCUCGAAGCCAAUGAAAGACGAUGACGCAGCACGAAGCAAGCAUCGAGUACCCUGUCAUAUAAUCCCAUUUGCGUUAAUGACCAGCAUCAAUGACCUCCCCACAGAACUUCUUUGGACGAUUUUCGUCGAAUGCGGUCAUUCUGAACCACUAUCCUUCUCCAAUGAAUUGCCUACAGCCCUCGCCGUCAGCCUAGUCAGCCGCCUGUGGUACCAGUCCGCCCUUCAGGUUCCGGAGCUGUGGACUACCAUAAGCUCUCGACUCUCCAAAGCGUCUGUCCUACUCUGGUUGGAGCGUUCGCGGGGGCUGUCAGUACGGAUACUCCUAGAUCUGCCCGAGAACCCCUUAUCGACGGGUUUCUGCGUCAAACAUGUCCUCGAGCCCUGCAUCGAGCGAGUAACUCUGCUCUCCAUAAGAGGUGUCUAUCACAAUCGUGUCAUUGACACGCUCCGCCGACGGGUUCAAGACGCUUUGCCCUUUCAGCUUCAGACGCUACACCUACAUCCUCUCGGGAAGGACGCAUCUCGAGAAGCGCGCAAUCGAGCCUACGUAGUAGAGCUGCGCGACAUCCCGCUACAACGCCUAUUUAUUUCGUCGGGUGUGCGCCUUAACCCAACGACUCUGCGUCGCAUACGAGUAGACGAUCUUGAGAUCGGACCCGGAGACGAAACCGUCCGCAUGCAGACACCUCUCGCGUUGAUUCUGAGUAGCCUAUUCGGAGCGACAACUAUACGAACACUUCGACUUGACGUCAGCGGUGCAUACGAUGCACGGCUACCACAUGUUAUCAGGGAGACCAUCAACUGCACACACCUUGAGCGCAUCUAUCUCGCCGGGGACAUGCGUUUCUGCAAGACCCUCUUGGACCGCUUGCGUUGUCCCCCGCUACAUGCGUGCGGACUGUCUUUCACGUGGACUACGAAGACCCCGGAUAUGGACGCAUUGCAUGUCACGCUUGUCCGAGCGCUAUCGGCACGGAUUGCUCGCAGACCGCGUAGCAUGAUAGUCAGGAUCUACCCUCCUCGUGUCGUCUUUCUGGCAUUCGAUGAAUCACUCAGAUGGGAUAGCCACGAUAGGACUUUGCUGGACAGCAUACCCGCUACCGCUUCCGGGACGGUCUUUGCUAUCGAGAUGCACUGUCCGCCAGAACAUACCUCGGCGCGAGCUGCGGAAGAACUGCUGGACGAGCUCAUAGCGCACGAAAUGCUGUGGGCGCUGGAAGAGCUGAUCGUCAUCUCUCCCAACCAAUCAGAUCUUCUACCUCAUCACAUCUUCGACGAUCUGAAAUUCAUUCCCACGUUAAUCGCGCACUGUCGUAGUGACAUGGUUAACCUGAAUGGGUUUCAUUCGAACGAUCCGAUGUGGUUAGAGCCUGAAGAUAAUCCGCAAUGGGAGCAGGCUCCGCCGAACCCUGCGUCGCCGGCCAUGGUGCUCAUCGCGCGUAACGCGACGGGGAGUACAACGAAGUUCGAAGUCGUACCCCAACUGUUCGCGGAGAGGAUCGGCGGUAUGGUUGACGCAAUGGACAUUCGGGUGGCGUUAUGGGGCAGAAGACGCGGGGAGCCAUUGCCUGUCUGGUAG
Molecule: messenger RNA, 1617 nt
Organism: Peniophora sp. CBMAI 1063
Lineage: Eukaryota; Fungi; Basidiomycota; Agaricomycetes; Russulales; Peniophoraceae
Source: the annotation of a GenBank genome assembly